CUUUCUUAGCCCCAAGCUCGAAUAUGUGACAGACAUGGCAGAAACGCCAAUCCGAUUCGGUAUUCUGGGUUGCGCAAGCAUAUCGCUGAAGCUAACAAAGAAGCUAUCGAGAUCCAUAACCCUUUCUCCCAAUUCGACCCUUGAUGCCAUUGGUAGCAAUUCCUUCGACGAGGCCAAGAAAUUCGCUGCGGAGAAUGGGUUUCCUCCGUCGGUGAAGAUCUACGGCAGCUACGAAGCUGUCCUUGAUGAUCCAAACGUAGAUGCAGUGUACUUGCCCCUUCCACCAAGAUUGCACCUGCGGUGGGCGGUGCUGGCAGCGGAGAAGAAGAAGCACCUGUUGCUGGAGAAGCCCGUGGCCUUGAACGUGGACGAGUUCGAUCAGAUCGUGGAGGCUUGCGAGGCCAAUGGAGUUCAGUUCAUGGACGGAACCCUGUGGAUGCACCACCCUAGGACUUCCAAAAUGAAGGAAUUCCUCUUGGAUACGCAGCGUUUCGGUCACCUCAAAACGGUUCACAGCUUCUUUUCAUUUGCUGCUAAUGAUGAUUUUCUUAAGAAUGACAUACGGGUAAAGCCACAUCUUGAUGGGCUUGGGGCUCUUGGUGAUGCUGGGUGGUACUGCAUAAGGUCAAUACUGUGGGCUUGUGACUACGAACUGCCCAAGACAGUGAUUGCCCUUCGUGGGCCUAUUCUUAAUGAAGCAGGAGUGAUCUUGGCUUGUGGAUCUUCUUUACACUGGGAAGAUGGGAAAACAGCAACUUUCCACUGCUCAUUCCUUUCCAAUUUGACCAUGGAUAUUACUGCACUUGGAACAGAAGGAACUCUACAUGUUCGCGAUUUUAUUAUCCCUUACGAAGAGAAAUCUGCUUCAUUUUCUGUGUCUUGUAAGACUGGAUUCACAGAGCAUGUGGUCACAACAGAUCUCCCCCAGGAGAUAUUCAUGGUAAGGGAGUUCUCAAGGUUGGUGAAAAAUAUAAAAGAGGGUGGUUCUGAACCAGAGAGCAAGUGGCUAAGCAUUAGCAGGAAGACACAAUUGGUUUUGGAUGCAGUCAAGGCAUCCAUUGAGAGAGAUUUUGAGCCCAUCCAAGUUUGGGUUUAAGCUAGAAUUGAGAGU
This is a messenger RNA of Telopea speciosissima, 1111 nucleotides long. RefSeq lists its product as uncharacterized. The record is from RefSeq and is a predicted model, not a curated record. The coding region runs from base 35 to 1096 and encodes 353 amino acids. The transcript has 3 exons. Gene Ontology annotation, molecular function: nucleotide binding. NCBI's taxonomy places the organism in Eukaryota, Viridiplantae, Streptophyta, Magnoliopsida, Proteales, Proteaceae.